AUGAUGUAUCAUACCGUUCGUAUUCGUGAUCUUCAACCACAACCAUCCGUGGCUGGUGCUGAGCGAACAAGCACUCGUUCUAAACGAAAAACUUCAACUAUGUCCGAGCAGUUUUGGAAAAAAUCAAUCAAGAAAUCGUCUGACUUUAACGGUUAUAACUAUAGUGACGAUGAUGGCGAUUAUAUGAACUACUUAGAUUGUGAGAAAUAUCGUCAAAUUUACUUUGAAGCAAAUGGCCCUCAUACACACCUUGUCGAGGGAGGACAUGCUUUAUUCGAAGCUUAUUUUGCUGCUUAUAAUGCACAUGAAGAUAUUGUACUGUCGCCUGAUGAUAUUUGGCUCAUGAUUACCAUCUAUUAUUCUCGUUAUGUUGAUGAUAAUGCAGAACAGAUGCGACAUUUGUUUGUCGAUCAUGAAGGCCAGAAGGAACUUGUUGUUGAAAUUAUGCGCAUGGAACCCGAAGAUUUUGGUAUUUAUCUCGAUGGAGUCUUACCUAUAUUGGAUCAAUUUAUUCGCACCUAUAAAGGUGAUGUUGAUAAUGACUUCUGGGAUACAAUAUUCGAUUAUACGAAAGUUGGUGUGUAUGGCCCUUCAGGCAUGAAUCGCAGAAAAGUGGACGGUUUACGUGGUUGGUUUCUUCGCCUUUGUUAUGGUUAUCAUCUGCCAUCCAAUUCAGAUGGUGCAGUUUUGAAUAAAAUUAAACUAGAUGCUGUUUCUGUGCCCGUAAAGUUGGUUGAGUUGCCCAAAGGUGGUAAAGAAUCAUCGUGUCAUGUUGUCGGUGGCUUUCAUGGAAUCCAUUCAUCAGAAGAUGGUAAACAUCGGCCAAUCAUGAGUUUUUCCGUCUUCCAAGAAAAAGAUGGAAAAUGA
Molecule: messenger RNA, 867 nt
Organism: Rotaria sordida
Lineage: Eukaryota; Metazoa; Rotifera; Eurotatoria; Philodinida; Philodinidae
Source: the annotation of a GenBank genome assembly